AUGGCUGAGAAGCUGGCUCCCCCGGGGGAGCUGUUCUUGCGCAAGGGCCGGGAGUCGGUCUCCUCCCUGGAUCUGGACCGCCUGACGCCGGGAGAAGAGUCCUCGGAUAGCGAAGGGGAGCAGGACGGCGCCUCUCACAAGCUCAUCCGCAAGGUGUCCACCUCUGGCCAGAUGAGGACCAAGAAGAGUGUGAAGGAGGGUCUCCUGUUGAAGCAGACAAGCUCCUUCCAGAGGUGGAAGAGGCGGUACUUCAAACUGCGAGGACGGACCCUCUACUAUGCCAAGGAUUCUAAGUCUCUGAUCUUUGAUGAAGUAGACCUGUCAGAUGCCAGCGUAGCAGAAACCAGCAUCAAGAAUAUUAACAACAGCUUCACGGUCAUUACGCCUUUCCGAAAACUCAUCCUCUGCGCAGAGAGUCGAAAGGAGAUGGAAGACUGGAUUGGUGCCUUGAAGUCUGUCCAGAAAUGGGAAAUCAAUGAGGCCUCCCAGUUCAACAUGGAGCACUUUUCUGGCAUGCACAAUUGGUACGCCUGCUCCCAUGCCCGGCCCACCUUUUGCAACGUCUGCCGGGAGGCGCUGUCUGGGGUCACCUCUCAUGGUCUUUCAUGUGAAGUUUGCAAGUUCAAAGCCCACAAACGCUGUGCUGUGAGAGCUACCAACAACUGCAAAUGGACCACUCUGGCCUCCAUAGGAAAUGACAUCAUUGAAGACGAAGAUGGGGUGGCCAUGCCCCACCAGUGGCUGGAAGGGAACCUCCCUGUCAGCGCCCGAUGUGCCGUUUGUGACAAAACGUGUGGGAGUGUGCGGAGGCUGCAGGACUGGCGCUGUCUCUGGUGCAAAGCAAUCGUCCACAGUGCGUGCAAGGAGCUGCUGGGGAAGAAGUGCCCCCUGGGGCAGCACAAGGUCUCCAUCAUCCCCCCGACCACCCUCAACAGCAUCGACUCAGACGGAUUCUGGAAGGCCACCUGCCCCUCCUCCUGUUCCAGCCCCCUGCUGGCGUUCAUCAACUCGAAGAGUGGGGACAACCAGGGGGUCAAAUUCCUGCGCAAGUUCAAGCAGUUUCUCAACCCGGCCCAAGUCUUCGACCUGAUGAAUGGGGGGCCACACCUGGGGUUGCGCCUCUUUCAGAAGUUCUCCACUUUUCGCAUCUUGGUCUGUGGCGGUGAUGGCAGUGUGGGCUGGGUGCUGUCUGAAAUCGACUCACUGGGACUGCACAAGCAGUGCCAGCUUGGCGUCCUGCCACUGGGGACUGGCAAUGACCUGGCCCGGGUGCUUGGCUGGGGCAGCCUCUGUGACGAUGACACACAGCUGAUGCAAGUUCUGGAGAAGCUGGAGCGAGCCACCACCAAAAUGCUGGACAGGUGGAGUGUCCUGACCUACGAGGCCCCCAAGCAGUCUCCUCCAGCCAUCAAAGAAGAGGAGAAUGAGGAUUCCAACAUCCAGGCUCAGAUUUCCCACUAUGCCGACUCAGUGGCCUUCCAUCUGGCAAAGAUCCUGGAGUCCGACAAACACUCCGUGGUGAUUUCUUCAGCAAAGUUCCUCUGUGGGACAGUGAAUGACUUUGUGGCUGAAGUGGGCCGAGCCUACGAGCGGGCAGCCGACAGCAAGCAGGAAGCGGACACCAUGGCUCGAAAGUGUGCAAUGCUGAAUGAGAAGCUAGACUCCCUAGUUCGGGAGCUGAAUGAUGAAUCGCAGGCUAUUGUGGUCCCUGAAGGCACCUCGCCGGCAGCCUUGCCCAGUCCCGAAAUCCCAGACAGCGACAAGGAAGUGACAUUCCGUCCCAGCCCUGUGCCUAGGAUUUUUAAGUCCAAGGAGCAGCUCAUGCUGAGGGCCAACAGCCUGAAGAAGGCCCUGCGGCAGAUCAUCGAGCAGGCUGAGAAAGCUGUGGACGAGCAGAACAAGCAGACCCAGACCUACAGGAGCAUCACGGUUGCCAGCAAGAAGGACAGCAAUGAGGAUUUCAACAAGGAGACAGAGAAGCUUAAAUCCCGUCGGGACACGGUCAUCAGCACCACUUCCUCUAUCAUCCUGGACAGACCUGACAGCUUCAGUGCAGUCCACUUUGCUGAGGACCCUAAUGCCAUACAAUUCUCUGAAAGAUGCGUCAUGAAUAAUUAUUUUGGCAUUGGCCUGGAUGCGAAGAUCUCUCUGGAAUUCAACAACAAAAGGGACGAGCAUCCCAAAAAAUGCAGUAGCCGCACAAAGAACAUGAUGUGGUAUGGAGUCCUGGGAACGAAGGAGCUUCUCCAGAGGACCUACAAGAACCUGGAGCAGCGUGUCCAGCUCGAGUGUGACGGGGUGCCCAUUUCCUUGCCCAGCCUGCAGGGCAUUGCUGUGCUCAACAUCCCCAGCUAUGCAGGAGGCAUCAACUUCUGGGGAGGCACCAAGGAGGAUAAUAACUUUGGAGCUCCCUCCUUUGAUGACAAGAAGCUGGAAGUGGUUGCGGUCUUUGGCAGCAUCCAGAUGGCGGUGUCGCGGGUCAUCAACCUUCAGCAUCACCGCAUUGCACAGUGCCGGAUGGUGAAGAUCACAAUUCGAGGAGACGAGGGAGUCCCAGUGCAGGUGGAUGGGGAAGCGUGGAUCCAGCCUCCCGGCAUGAUCAAAAUCCUACACAAGAACAGAGCUCAGAUGCUGACCAGAGACAGGGCUUUUGAGAGCACCCUCAAAUCAUGGGAGGACAAGCAGAAGGGUGAGGGCUACCGGGCCACAUCCCGCCCCCGCCUCAGUUCCCAGCAGUCCAUGGAGUACUUGAUGGAGGAGGAGCUCGGCCAGAUGCAGCAGCUCGCCCAAGUGACAGAAACCCUCAUUAGCAGGAUCCGUGAGGCUGCCAAGACACGCAAAGCCAUAGAGCAAGAGUUGGCACAUGCCGUGAAUGGCAGCUCCCUGGCAUUGAGUGAGGCCUUGCCCAGCAAAGGUGGCAGCAGCAGCCCUGAGGUUCUGAGCAGAAGCACAGCUGUUGAAGUGUCGGUGAGCGUGAAAGCCCUUUACACCGAAACCCGAGCUUUUCUGGAAGGGAAAGUGCAGUUGGACUCCCCCCAGCAAGAAGAAGGACUCCGGCAUGCCCUGAGAGCCGUCGGCCAAGAACUUCAGAAACUUUCCGAUAUUCAUUGGAUGGCACCAAUCAUCAACUCUGCUGAGGAGGAGACUUCAGUUAGCAGCAACAAGGGCAGCCUGAAAUUACGCAUCAACCUGGCUAAGCCCAAGCGGGAGAAGGAGAAACCGCAGAAGCAGAAAUCCAGCAGCCUCACACCAGUGGACAAAUGGGGCCCUGAGGAAGUGUCGACCUGGCUGGAGGCGCUUGAUUUAGGGGAAUACAAAGACAUUUUUAUGCGCCACGACAUCCAGGGCCCUGAGCUGAUCCUGCUGGAGAGAAGAGACUUGAAGGAUCUUGGGAUAUCAAAAGUGGGCCAUGUGAAGAGGAUUCUCCAUGGAAUUAAGGACACUACCGGCCAGCUUUAGACGCCAGCAGGACACGGCAGCCGUGCCCUCCAACCCCC
Euleptes europaea (tarantolino) is the source of this 3497-nucleotide messenger RNA. RefSeq names its product diacylglycerol kinase kappa (gene DGKK). Bases 1 to 3459 code for a protein of 1152 amino acids. Gene Ontology annotation, molecular function: protein binding; ATP-dependent diacylglycerol kinase activity. The transcript is spliced from 29 exons. The record is from RefSeq and is a predicted model, not a curated record. Gene Ontology annotation, biological process: lipid phosphorylation; diacylglycerol metabolic process; intracellular signal transduction. NCBI's taxonomy places the organism in Eukaryota, Metazoa, Chordata, Lepidosauria, Squamata, Sphaerodactylidae.